Molecule: messenger RNA, 261 nt
Organism: Diversispora eburnea
Lineage: Eukaryota; Fungi; Glomeromycota; Glomeromycetes; Diversisporales; Diversisporaceae
Source: the annotation of a GenBank genome assembly
AUGAGAGGAUCUUGGUCAGAUUUCAGUAUAAGAGAUACAAUUAAUUGGGUAGAUCGGAGUUCGCCUUCAAAUACACCUCCGACUAAUCUUUCUAUAAAGGAGAAACUUCUCAAGAAUAUUUUCAUCGCAGGAUUAAAUCCCAAAAACCAGCUGAUGGCAGAAGAAUACAGAAAAAAACUUCCAUUAGAAGGUUUAGUAAAAUUGCUGACUAUGAAUGAAAUACGUGCUAAGCAUGAUCCACUGCCACCAUAUCACCCAUGA